ACACGUGCGGUAGACAAACAGCUGAUCGGUAAACAUGGCGGCGUUGAGAGGUUGCAUCUCGGCUGCCUGCAACAUUUUGCCGAACAAUAUAAAUUUACUGGGACACGGCCUGCAACAGAUACGGAACUACGUCGGCUGCAGGGUGGUGCGCGAUCAGAAGCGUAGGCGAUGGGCGAAGCAGUACGCCGAGGAACGAUUGCGGCUGGUUGCCUUGAAACGCAACGAUAUUUUGCCAAUCGAGAUAAGAGAGCUCGCUGGCAAGCAACUAGAUGAAACAAUUCCCAGACAGACCGCGUUGAGACAAUUAACAACGAGAUGCGUUGUGACGUCUCGAGGCCGAGGUACGAUGGUUCGAUGGAGGGUAUCACGAUUCAUCUUUCGCCACCUAGUUGAUUAUAAUAAAAUGGCUGGAGUGCAACGUGCCAUUUGGUAGAACGAUAUGCACCUUAGACUGUAUAUUACUUGCAUAUUGUGCUAUAAGUGAAUACUAAUGAAGCGUAAAUGAUACACGAGAGGAUAUGAAUAGAAUAAAUCACCAUUAUGUUUCCCUACGUACGUUUUAUCGUUCUCCUACUUCUACAUUAUUAUAUUGUGACGUCAGAAACGAGAAAUCAUGAACUUUUUUCCCAU
This is a messenger RNA of Temnothorax curvispinosus, 630 nucleotides long. It is a transcript of the gene mRpS14, whose product is annotated as 28S ribosomal protein S14, mitochondrial. Gene Ontology annotation, cellular component: mitochondrial small ribosomal subunit; ribosome. Gene Ontology annotation, biological process: translation. The transcript has 3 exons. Gene Ontology annotation, molecular function: structural constituent of ribosome. NCBI's taxonomy places the organism in Eukaryota, Metazoa, Arthropoda, Insecta, Hymenoptera, Formicidae. The coding region runs from base 35 to 433 and encodes 132 amino acids. The record is from RefSeq and is a predicted model, not a curated record.